AUGCUCAGACAUUCAUCAUCGCUUGGUUUAAGAAUUUACAAGAUAGCAGUUACCCAUCGUUCUAUAUUAGGCCCUUUUCGAGGAUACAGAAGACUUAGGGCAAGCACAGGCUCCACUGCUGACGCUAGAGAUGCUGCGCUUAUUAAGAAGCUGGAGAGCCAAUUGGCAGAGCUAAAGAAAACAAUUAAGGAGGAGGAAGAGGACGCUCACAAGUUCUUGGAACGACAUGCAUCCGGCGAGCAGGCAAAGGCAGACAAGCAAAAUCAAUAUGUCUGGUUCUGGGAAAAGGCCCUCUCAGAUGAUGAUCGUAAAAAGCUUGCCUCUCUCAACAUCAAAUCUCUUGAUGAUCUUCAGGCCGCAUAUCAUGAAGCCGACGUCGCAAUGACCACUCCUCCAUUUCCGAAGUCAGAGAAACUCGAUCCCCGACUAAGGAUUGCUCAUAAUCUCCACAUGCGCAUUCCCGAAAAGAUUGCUGCUGCACGUCGUCAAAGUACCCUCAGCCGCCUCAAUUUGAAGAGAUUCUGGGGCGGUAUGAUUUGA
Lentinula edodes (shiitake mushroom) is the source of this 540-nucleotide messenger RNA. RefSeq lists its product as uncharacterized. The record is from RefSeq and is a predicted model, not a curated record. Bases 1 to 540 code for a protein of 179 amino acids. The transcript is spliced from 4 exons. NCBI's taxonomy places the organism in Eukaryota, Fungi, Basidiomycota, Agaricomycetes, Agaricales, Omphalotaceae.